AUGGCUAGCUCUGUUAUCCCGUUAACCUUUGAGGACUUAAAUGAGUUCAGUGCAGAAAGAUACAACAACUUACUAAAAAGUAAAAUCGAGUUAGGGCUUCGAUUAAUUCAUAAACAUAUAUCUUUGAAAGAGGAUAAAGCAAUGAUAGAAAAAUAUACCGAAUUCAAUAACAACCCAGCUUUAAUUACCUCAGCAGGAUUCGUAGAUGAGAAGACCUAUCCUGCAAGUUGGUUAUUGAAUGAGAACGAGACAUUGACUGUUUUCGAGUAUUCAAGAGAUCUUCAUGUUAAACGAACUCUUGACAAAAUUAUCAAGGAUCCUCUCCCUUUUAGAAACAUCUGUCAACUGAUUAAGCAAUAUCAUUUUGAAUUUCUGCUUGCUCCUUGUAUCCACGCUCGUGAUUCUCUAGUUCAUUUUGAUGAAAACAAACAUUUUAUUGAAAAAACGUAUUCCGAUCUUUUGGCUAGUGUGAUCCAGAGUGGCGAACGUAAACCUGGAAGUUCAUACAUUUCUACUUUAUGGGGUGCACCUAUUACCUAUGGUUGUCAGCCAUCAUCGUAUUGUUGGUAUAAUCCUGAAAGAAAGAAGCAUGAAGCACAUUCAAAGCAUGAUGGUAUCAUAGAUUGUGAG
This is a messenger RNA of Funneliformis mosseae, 630 nucleotides long. The record is from the annotation of a GenBank genome assembly. NCBI's taxonomy places the organism in Eukaryota, Fungi, Glomeromycota, Glomeromycetes, Glomerales, Glomeraceae.